Sardina pilchardus (European sardine) is the source of this 1089-nucleotide messenger RNA. RefSeq lists its product as uncharacterized. The coding region runs from base 91 to 1089 and encodes 332 amino acids. Lineage: Eukaryota; Metazoa; Chordata; Actinopteri; Clupeiformes; Clupeidae. The record is from RefSeq and is a predicted model, not a curated record. The transcript is spliced from 4 exons.
CUUAGUAGUCUGAUCCACCAUCUUUAUAUCAAGGACCAACAAAAGGCCACAAAGGCCACAAAGUCUGUCUCUGAUUCACUUCUUUUGAACAUGGGACCGAGUGGCAAAUUCCCCCAAAAAGAUAUCAUCAGACAGUUUGUUCAGAUGUAUGCUGAGGAGACAGUGAAGCAUUUUCUCCUUCCAUGCUUCAACAUUCCAUCACCUUGGAAAAUGGAUGUUGGAGGAGUUUUCCAACAUGCUUUGUCCUCUGCAUCUUGCCCCUGUUUUCUACAUCCUUUGUCUGAAAUAGUACCCCAAGGUGCCUCAAGCUCUCCUCCACAAAUACUGCAGAGCACAUUACAAGAUCUUCCCACAGUUAUGGCAAGGAAUGUGAUGAACCUGCUAGCCCCGACUCUGCAAACAACAGGGGAAUUAGAGGAGCAGACAGACCAGCAGCCAACACCUGAUAGUGUGCGUCUUUUUAGCAGACCUUCUUCAGGUGAUCCAACACAGACUUCAAUGAGCCCGAUGGAUUCCACCUCCGAUGAUUUCACCAACUUGGUCUCUAUAUUAGUCGUUAGACUACUUUCCAAGUUGAAGGAUCAAGAGUCACUCACUGAUGAUAUGCUGGACAUAUCUAGAGUGCUAAUUGGCAGGAUAAUCACAGAAAUUGAUUCUGCCUUGGGCAUUGCAAAAAGUAAGAAAAAAUGUCCACAUGAUGUGAAAAUCCGGAAAGUGUUCAGAGCCAUUUACAAUGAUCUCCUGCACGAGUUUGGCGGCAAGGAGAUUCUCCUGAAGGCAAUAAUGUCAGAGGAUCCGUGCUUUGAGAAGUGUCUGGUCACAUCUCUAACACGUGAGUUCACUGAUACGCCAAACUCAAAGGAAGAGAAGAUCAAGAAGCGGACACUUCGGUUCCUACCAAAAAUCUCCAAAAUCAAGGCCUUUUUUGAUAUCAGUCUGAAGAAAUCAGGUAAUAGAAAGGCACAGUCCACCCACAUGGAUCAGAACUUGGAUCCAACCUCUGAUCAUGCUGAUCCAAUCCCCGACAUAAGAACACAGCAGCAGCAGCAACAACAGCAGCCCAGCCCUUUACUGCGAUUCUUCAGCUGA